CUCUUCUCUCAGGUGGACAUGGCCUGCAGGAGCCACAUCCGGCCCAAUGACUUGGCUUGCACCCUGCAACUGGCCCUGGCAUGGAUCAUAUUGGGGGCCUGUGGAGGGAGCCACCAAUUCCAAGCUAGGUCCCAGGGACACUUUGGGCUUGCGGCAAAUCUGGGCACAGGCCAACUGCAACUGGCAGAGAUGGACACACCGGAGGCAUCAGGCCCUGGGAUCUUUGCACAGCGUUGCGGGACUCCCAGCCCAGGAUGCGAAUCCUUCCUGGGACACCUCCAACGCGCGCUCCGCAAUCGCUUCCGCCUGCUGCUGUUGGGGGUACGCCAGGCUCAGCCGCUCUGCCAGGAACUCUGCCAGAACUGGUUCGCCACCUGCGAAGCUGAUAUCACUUGUGGCCGGACUUGGCUGGCCUCAAAAAAGAGAGGCUGCGAGGCUAGCUGCCGCACCUACGGGCAGACUUUCGCUGACGGAGAGGACCUUUGUCGCUCGCUUCUGGGUCACGUCCUGCCGGUGGCAGCUCCUGGCUCCCGCCAUUGCCUCAACCUCUCCACCUCAUUAUUGCCGCGUCCUAGACCCGGACGAUGGGCCCGGGAAACUAUCUCCGGGCGCUCCCGCCGCCCUCGCACCGCGGUCCUGGACGCCGGGGGCAGCGGGAGUGGCAGUGGAAGCGGCAGCGGCCCCUAG
This is a messenger RNA of Sciurus carolinensis (gray squirrel), 687 nucleotides long. RefSeq names its product retbindin (gene Rtbdn). Lineage: Eukaryota; Metazoa; Chordata; Mammalia; Rodentia; Sciuridae. Gene Ontology annotation, cellular component: external side of plasma membrane. Gene Ontology annotation, molecular function: signaling receptor activity; riboflavin transmembrane transporter activity; riboflavin binding. The record is from RefSeq and is a predicted model, not a curated record.